CCGGCGCGGGGACGCUGGGGGAUGUCGUUUCGGCGCCGCUCGCCCGGCCGCCGCGCCGAGGAGCCCAAACUACACUUCCCAGCAGGCAGCGCGGCGGGGCCAGGGUCCGGGCCUGGGCGCCUCCGGCCGCAGGGGCACGGGGGCAGCGGGGCCGGGCCCACAGGCUCACCUUGCAGGCGUGCUGCCCGAGCCUGGAACCAUGGACGCGCCGCCCAUCACUCCUGGGGAGCUGCUGUGUCUGGGUUCCAGCAUUGCCUUCUCCGGCCUCUUCUACUAUCUGUACAGGAAGAAAGCCAGAGUUGCGGCACAGAUACAGGAGGCCCCAAAGCUCCACGUUAAUGAUGAUUUACCAGCACUGGUGUCUGCAGCUGAUGCGAGGUGCCUACCUUACGUUGCCCUGGAAGGCAUAGUGCUGCCCGCCAAGGCUGCGCUGACCAGCCAUUACCAUGAGGGGCUGCAGGGCGUGAUCCAGAAACUGCUGCUGAAAGAGCAUCGGCUGAUCUGGAACAGCUUGGCCCGGAGCUGGAGUGAGAGCGAGCGAGUCCUCUCGGAGCAAGUCUACACCGUCCCUUUCUUGCUGGCCUCACCGGACACUGAGGCAGUGACGCAGGUGAGUGUGGAGAGCCCACUCCGAGCCAUCUGCCUGCCCCUGGAAACAGUGUACGAGCGGUUCCAGCAGCCGGCCCACGGCUUCCGUGACCUGCUGGGCCAGUACCUGAGCGGGGAGAAGCCCAAGGGCAUUCUGGAGACAGAAGAAAUGCUGCGAGUCGGGGCCGGGCUGACGGGCAUCGGGGAGCUGGCCCUGCACCCCGACGGCUCCCUGCACCUCCAGCCGCCAGCCCGGGGCGGCGAGUAUUUCCUGAGCCUGGGGGACUGGCAGACGGUGCUGGCAGAGCUGGAGUCGGUCAGCGGGCUCUGGAAAGGAGCAGCCAUGCUGUGUGCUGCGGCAGGCCUGGCCGUCCUCCUGCACGCCCUGUGCCGUGCCUACCGCCGCGGCCGCCUCAAGCAGGAGGACAAGGAGCCGGACAGUGAGGAGAUAGGGGACGGGGGGCCCGAGGAUUCCUGUGUGAUCUGCCUGUCGCGGCCUCGUGAGUGCGUCCUCUUGGGCUGCGGCCACAUCUGCUGCUGCUUCCGCUGCUUCCAGGCCUUGCCUGCCCGCCUCUGCCCCAUCUGCCGGGGGCCCAUCGACCGCGUGGUGCCCCUCUACCAGGCCUGAGAGCACCUGGGGGAGGGGUGGGCUCCAGGUAGGGGCAGCGUCAACAGAGCCAAGCCUAGAGCCUGCAGAAAUCUCAGCUGUCCAAGGGGUUCCUAUUAAGAGGAACUAAGGUCAUUGUGUGCCCCCCAUCUGUUUUGGGGAGGGGGAAGCAGAGUUACAGCCUUGUGACCGUCACUUUGUCUACCAGAGGGAUCCCCCCCACUGAACAUGAAGGCUUGGGGGAAAUGUAUGCAGUGCCUGAGUUGCAGAGCUGAGUCCCUAGCCCUACACCGGGAUGUUCCCUGUGCCCUCUUCCCAGACCUGAUCCCCGCAAAGCCAGGCAGGAUUUUUCUCGUGUUUGGCUUCUCCAGCGCAUGGGGAGGGCAGUGUGGGUAAAACCAGGGUUGGCAGGACACAGCCCCCACAAAGCCACCACGGUGGCACAUCUUGAUGCCACCAUUGUCCUCACUUGCCCAAACCGUGUGCCUGAAGCCACUGCCCAAACUGUGCAGGAGCACUUAGGGGCUGGCAGCGAUGAAGGAUGUCACUUCACCAGCUGCUCUGCCACCCAGGGAAGGGGACAAUGUGCUUCUGCCUGCCUCUGCAGUGUCCCCCUCUCCUCCUGGAGCAGGGGGCGCAGCCCUGGGUUCCCCACUGUGCCCAGCUUUCCUGCCCAUCUCCCGGCCAGGAGCAGCUUGUGGUGGUGUGUGAGUGAUAAAGCCGAGGAGCAGAGCGCA
Messenger RNA from Columba livia (rock pigeon), 1932 nucleotides. Its product is annotated as mitochondrial ubiquitin ligase activator of nfkb 1-A. Gene Ontology annotation, molecular function: ubiquitin-protein transferase activity. The coding region runs from base 200 to 1216 and encodes 338 amino acids. Lineage: Eukaryota; Metazoa; Chordata; Aves; Columbiformes; Columbidae. The record is from RefSeq and is a predicted model, not a curated record. The transcript has 5 exons. Gene Ontology annotation, biological process: organelle organization; protein ubiquitination.